Molecule: messenger RNA, 3430 nt
Organism: Cynoglossus semilaevis (tongue sole)
Lineage: Eukaryota; Metazoa; Chordata; Actinopteri; Pleuronectiformes; Cynoglossidae
Product: hyaluronan and proteoglycan link protein 1-like
Exons: 5
Coding region: 722-1543 (273 amino acids)
Biological process (GO): central nervous system development; cell adhesion; skeletal system development
Cellular component (GO): synapse; perineuronal net
Molecular function (GO): hyaluronic acid binding
Source: RefSeq, a predicted model, not a curated record
CGUACCGGGCAGCUUCGGGCGUCGUCUCUUCCGCAGCAGUGAGGACUGAACGCACCGAAGGCCAACGGUCGUGUCCUCUCCUCCACCACACCAUCAGCGGGCAGCAGGUUCGGAAUAAAAAUUUUAUUAUUGAUAACAGAGCCACAGCACAUUUAUAUCAUAUUUUAAUCUGUCUAGUAUACUUAAGAGAUUGAGUGAGUGUUUACAUUAAUUUUCUUUUGUUUUGGAAUUGUAGAAAUUCGCUUAUGUGCUGUACCCUAAUCCCUCCAAUAAAUAAAUUCUUAUGAGAUUAAAGAGCAAAAAAGGAUCGAAGGAAAUUUUGUCAUAUUAAGUAUAGCCUCGCAUACAGUAAAUUAAGGGUCUCAUACGAUUAACAACGCAAAAGAUUCGCCCACAGUUCGAAGCCUAUUCUCCCAGAAGAACCCAGUUACACGCCCCUGACACCGUUGAGGUGUUUAAAACCCUUUUUUCCGGCAACCAACAAGUGCCAGGAUCAUGAGAGGUGAGCUGUCAUGAAUGAGUGUGGUCGCGUGGAGCACCCCGGGCGCCAGGCUGUUCCUCGGCGGUGAGACGGGCGGCGGCAGCGGGGCGGACACCCAGACGGACGACAGUGAGGAGCCGGACGAGUCACCUCGACCAUAGGCCUACGCAGACGCGCUGGUGGACCGGCGGAGGGUCUCGAGUGAGGGACCCCGGGAGUGAAGUGGCGCAGCCAGCACCCAUGCCGGCCCCGCGGGUCCUAACCCCUUACACGGAGGGCCUAUCACAGCAGCGGACGGUUCAAGUUUUUGCAGAGAUGGAUGCCAACAUCACCCUGCCUUGCAACCUCAUGUCUCAUGACCCACCGACGUCCGGUUACUUUGGCGUACGAGUCAAGUGGACCAAAGUGGCAGAAGACGAGUCGAGCUUGAACGAGGACGUGCUGCUCUCCAUGGGAUUCCACAAGAAGACCUACGGAAACUUCCAGGACCGUGCGUUCUUGCAGGAGGGCGACAGCGAAGACGCCUCUCUCACCAUAACCAGUGUGUCACUGGAAGACACAGGAACGUACCGCUGUGAGAUCAUCAAUGGGAUGUCAGACGGCGUGCAAGAGAUUACUCUGGAGGUGACGCACGCUUUCACCAUGGGUGUCAUAUUCCCAUGCCAGCCCAACCAGAAACGCUACAGCUUGAACUUUGAGGAUGCCCAGAAGGCCUGUCUGGAUCAGGAUGCUGUGAUGGCCUCCCUUGAGCAGCUGAUGGAGGCCUGGAAGGAAGGUCUGCACUGGUGCAACGCAGGCUGGCUGAGUGAUGGCUCAGUGCAAUACCCCAUCAUUAACCCCAGAGGACCCUGCGGAGGUUCCAACAACGGGCCAGGCAUCAGGAACUAUGGUGUUCGUGAGAAAAUGAUUCACACUUAUGAUGUGUACUGCUUCGUGACACCACUGAAAGGUAAUUUCUACUGGUUGGUCCAACCCGACAGGCUGACCUUCAAUGAGGCUGUGCAGGCCUGUGUAGAUGACGGUGCUAUGAUAGCCAAAGUGGGACACAUGUUUGCCGCCUGAAAGCUGGAGAACUACGACCGCUGUGAUGCUGGCUGGUUGGCUGACGGAAGCGUCCGCUACCCCAUCUCCAGGCCCCGCAAGAACUGCAGCCCCAUAGAAAGUGCAGUUCGGUUGGUUGAAUUCCCAGAUAAGACCCAGAAGUCUUAUGGUGUGUACUGCUACAAGGCAGACCAGUAAGACUGGUACACUAAAAAGACAAUUAUAUACGUGAUUUUUGCCACCACACAACAUUUUUAAAAGAAUGAUCUAUGUUGGUGAACAGUGUCUGAUUUGGCAGAAAUACUUCUAACCCAAAAUCAAAAGCUAUAAUUCAUCAUUCGACCAGUAAUUCAUCCGUCCGGAGACAUUUUCUCAUUGAAAAUCAGAAAUCCUCAUUGAAACCACAGCGGAAAAAAAAGUUUUUAAAAUAAUUUUGUCUCUUCUUUUUUUUUACUAUUUUUACUAACACACUACUUACAGCAGAUCCAUGUGGUAUUAGGAUGAUGGAUAUAUAAAAGUUAUAAAGGCUCAACUUCAAAAUGAGAACAUGGAAAUGUGCAUGGAACAAAAGUGAAGGUAUUUUGUAUCAUAUCACAAUGUACCUCUAUCAACAAAACAGUGUGAAAAAAGAAAUAAAUGCCUGUUUGAAAUACUCAUUGUUUCCAUAAAUAAACAUUUUCAAAUUCAAUGAAGGGCCACACAGUGGAAGGCUGGUUAGUGCGCUAGCUACUCCUGUUUCCUUACACGAUUAAAUUUCCACUCUCAAACGUCGACCCUAAGCUGGAAUGGAGUGUGAACUUUUUUUUACCUGCCUGUGAGCCAGUGGUAAAGAGAACCUGGUCUGUUGUAAGAGGGUCACAAAUUAGAAACUCACCUUAGCUAUGGCGAGCUGAGCAUGCUGCCCUCAGGAGCAGGUCUUAGAACGGGUUAGGCCAGGGGCCUGAUGUAUCAAAGUUGCGUAAGCACAAAAAAGGUUCUUAAAGAAAGACCAUAGAACCUCUAAAAAUUAUCAUUAUACGAUUAGAAUUAGGAAAUAUACCAGGACCAACAGAAAAAUUAAGGAAAGUCUUUUAGGACUGUUGAUGACUCAUAAUCUAAAACACACACCAAAAAGAGGUUUUGCACAAUUCAAACCUAUUGUGAUAAAUAGAUGCAAAGAUGAGUAUAAGAUGAGAUAAGAUAAGAUACAGAUAAGCAGUAAACACUGUAUUAGUAAGAUGAAUGGGUAAGUAGAGGCUUCGAGUAUAAAUACACACAGUAUAGAAUAAAUGCAGUAUGUAUAUACAGACAGUGUUUGGGUAUUGUAGGAUAAUUAAUGUGUAAUGUGUGUAAUGCAGUGUUUGGGUAUUGCAGGAUAAUAAUAGAGUUUAGCUGUUGCUGUAGAGUGUGAUGGCCUGUUGCAGGAAGGAUUUCCUGUAUCUGUCCCUAUGAUAGCGGAGCUGGAGUAGCCUGUGAGAAAAGGUACUCCGUUGUCUGUCUACAGUAUGAUGGAGAGGGUGCUCAUCGUUGUCCAUGAUGGCUAAGAGUUUGUUCAGUGUCCUCCUCUCCACAACAGUCUCAAAGGCCUCAAGUCUGAGACCAAGAACAGAACCAGCCUUGCUGAUGAUCUUGUUGAGUCUGUUAGUGUCGCUGGCUCUGAUGCGGUUUCCCCAACACACUACCGCAAAGAAAAUGGCACUGGCAAUAACAGAUUGAUAGAAGAGCUCUAACAUCUUGCAGCACACGUUGAAGGAUCUCAGCUUCCUCAGGAAAUAAAGUCUGCUCAUCGCCUUCUUGUACACAGCUUCUGUGUUAGGUUUUCCAGUCCAGUCUGUUGCAGAUCACUUGUUGGAAGAAUUUAAUUUAUUAUCAUUGCUUCAUGCUGUACUGUCACUUUAAGAAACUGUUUGCUUCUCAUAUUAUAAUCUA